AUACAUCAAGAAAAAAAAAACAAUUUUACAGUUUGAUACUUUUCAGCCAUUUUUCAUUUAUAAUUCUCCUCUUCUCCUUUUGUCUCUCGCUUCUUGUUCUAUACCGCUCCUUGUUUUUGUAACCUAUCUCUUUUCUCGGCUUGUUAAGGAACCCGCUACGGCAACAAUGGCCUCAAGAAUUACUCCCUUUGAUGAUUCUAAGGAGUUUCAUCAGGAUGGUCCUAGUACCGGCCUUCCCCCUCCUCUACUGAUCAUGCCCAUUCAAAUUAUUAGACCAACAUCUGCUGACUUCAACGAAUACUCCGAUGACGCAGAUACCGGUCCAAGUGUUGCUCCAACAAAACUAGAAUCUUGUCAGGAGUUGAAGGAUGGAACCUACACUACAACCACCGACCUUCCUGCUCCGUUAAUGAUCACCCCUCUGCAGAUCAUUAGACCAUCUUGUGCCAUUAAUGACUGCUCCAUUGAUGUGGCUGCUGGCUCAAGUACUGCUCCAGAAAAACGACGACCUGGCCGACCAAAGGGUUCCAAAAAUGCUGGUUCAAGUACUGCUCCAUCUUGUGGCAUUAAUGACUACUCCAUUAAUCCAUCUUGUGGCAUUAAUGACUACUCCAUUGAUGUGGCUGCUGGUUCAAGUACUGCUCCAGAAAAACGACGACCUGGCCGACCAAAGGGUUCCAAAAACAAAAAUCCGACGCCCUCAACGAAGAAGCCAAAAACAGAAGAUCCAAACAGCAGAAAGAUUCCUGACAUUAAAAACUUUGAUUCAGGAAUAACUGAAGGAGAGAAUGAUAACGGAAACCGUGCAUUAGUGGAGUCAGUUCUGAUGAGGUUUGACGCGGUAAGAAGAAAAUUUUGCCAAGAGAAACUCGGAAAAGGCAUCCUUACAACCGCUGACGCUAAUUGCAGGACUAUGAAGGUCCGGACUAACAUGACAAAGAGGAUUGGUCCAGUUCCUGGAGUACAUAUAGGUGAUAUUUUCUACUAUUGGGGCGAAAUGUGUUUAGUUGGGCUUCACACAAAAACCGUCGCUGGCAUUGACUAUAUGACAACGGCAGCAGAAGAUGGCUCAAAGGAACGUCUUGCAAUAAGUGUGGUGACAUCAUCACGACUGUACGAUAACCAAACGGAGGAUCUUCAAUGGUUGAUAUACUCCGGACAUGGCGGAAAGAAGAGUUUACCUCGUGAUCAAAAAUUGAACAAGGGGAACGAGGCACUAGAAACAAGUAGAAUAAAAGAGACGGACGUUAGAGUCAUCCGAGGCAAAGCCGACCCCUGUGAUAAUGGUAAAAAGAUAUAUAUCUACGAUGGACUUUAUCGAGUUUCUGAGACAUCUGAAGUGACAGCAGAAACUGGUUGUAUGGAGUACAGGUUUAGAAUGGAGAGGAAACCAGACCAACCUAAUUCUGGUUAUGCAAACUGGAAAUUAGCUGAAGAUUUGAGAACUCGUGGCAUGAGUACAUUGAGGCAGCAUGGUUUCGUAAACCAAGAUAUGUCUUUGGGAAAAGAGCUUUUACGGGUCCCGCUGUUUAACGAUGUCGAUGAAGAUGACAACGCGAUGCCUGAAGACUUUGUUUACAUCACAUCUCAGGACUACUCAAGUAUGGUGACCAAUAUCCAUAUCGAUGGCCAAGAACUUGAACUUGGAUGCCAGAAUUGUCAAGGUCAGUCAUGUAUUGAUAACUUAAGCUGCAUGUGCAUGCAAAAAAAUGGUGGCAAAUCACCAUACCAUAACUCCAUUUUGGUUUGUCGUAAACCAAUGAUUUACGAGUGUGGUGAAUCUUGUCCCUGCCCCAACGACUGCAAAAACCGAUUGGUUCAAACCGGUUUGAAGCUCCACAUGGAAGUGUUCAAGACAACAAAUUGUGGUUGGGGCUUACGUUCUUGGGAUCCAAUCCGAGCCGGAACCUUUAUAUGCGAGUUUGCUGGUGUGAGGAAGACAAAAGAAGAAGUAGAAGACGGCGACAACUAUUUGUUUGACUCAUCUCGGGUUUACGAAAAGUUCAGAUGGAACUACGAACCUGAGCUAGUGCGUGAGGAUGUAUCGGAAAGGGUCCCUGAGGUUUAUAAUCUGCCGACGCAAGUCUUGAUAAGUGCAAAGGAGAAAGGAAACGUUGCUCGGUUCAUGAAUCACAGCUGCUCGCCAAAUGUCUUCUGGCAACCUAUUGAAUUUGAAAACAAGGUUGGUAGAUAUGUUCGCAUAGGGCUUUUUGCAAUGAAGCAUAUCCCUCCAAUGACUGAGUUGACAUAUGACUAUGGAGUUUCAUCUACUGAGCGUAUUGGAGAAGAUGGGAUGCUUUACAGAGGCAGUCAGAUUUGUCUCUGUGGUUCAGACAAGUGUCGUGGCUCUUUUGCCUGAUUUGUAC
Messenger RNA from Camelina sativa (false flax), 2366 nucleotides. NCBI's taxonomy places the organism in Eukaryota, Viridiplantae, Streptophyta, Magnoliopsida, Brassicales, Brassicaceae. The record is from RefSeq and is a predicted model, not a curated record.